This is a messenger RNA of Pseudozyma hubeiensis SY62, 1128 nucleotides long. RefSeq names its product transcription initiation factor. Gene Ontology annotation, molecular function: RNA polymerase II general transcription initiation factor activity; TBP-class protein binding. Gene Ontology annotation, cellular component: nucleus; transcription preinitiation complex. Gene Ontology annotation, biological process: transcription preinitiation complex assembly; transcription initiation at RNA polymerase II promoter. Lineage: Eukaryota; Fungi; Basidiomycota; Ustilaginomycetes; Ustilaginales; Ustilaginaceae. The coding region runs from base 1 to 1128 and encodes 375 amino acids. The record is from RefSeq and is a predicted model, not a curated record. The transcript has a single exon.
AUGACGGCCGACAUUGCCAGAUCCCAGCAGAAUGCAUUUGCUCAGCCCUUUGCGCUCAGCGCCAGAUACGCGGCUGACCGUGGUGAUGCGCCCAAAGGCGAAGACGACUUUGUGCCGGAUCUCAACGUGCGCCUGAUCUGUCGUGACUGCAAGACGGAUCCGCCCAAUCUGGCGGAAGAGUUCGAGUCGGGCGACCUGGUAUGCGCCGACUGCGGGCUCGUCGUAGGCGAGAACAUCAUCGACACUCGAUCCGAAUGGCGUACGUUUGCCAACGAAGACGGUGACGACCCUUCGCGUGUGGGUGCGGCGAGCAAUCCGCUACUGGAUGGUAUCAACGAGCAGCUCGAAUCGCGCAUCGGAUACAGGGAUGGAGGCACAGGUGCGUCGAGGGAUCUUCAGAGGACCAUGAACCGUGCCACGGGUACGAGAGAUCGCAACAUGCUCGAUGCGUUCGAAGACAUCCAGCGCAAAUGCGACUCGAUCCAUCUGCCCAGAACAGUCUCGGACGUCGCCAAGCAGGCGUACCGCCGAGUGGAAGAGGAAAAGAUCCUUCGCGGAAAGAAGCCGGAUGCCAUCAUCGCCGCUGCCAUCUACGUAGCCUGCAAGAUGAACCACGUUCCGAGAACGUUCCCGGAGAUCUGCUCGCUGACGAGCGUCUCUAAGAAGCACAUUGGCCAAUGCUUCAAGGAGAUGCAGCAGGCGUUCGGUCUCAAUGCGACGGGCACUGGAUCGGUGGAUGGAUCUAGGGCGAGCGCCAACAACAGCGGUACGUCGACACCGGUCGGCAUUGGACCGACCGGAGCUGCAGACUUGGUUGGGCGUUACUGCAAUCAUUUGGGACUCGAGAUGCGCAUCACACGAUCCACCGAAGACAUCACAGCGCGCGUACGCGAAUUGGGCAUCUUGGCAGGUCGCAGUCCCAUCACGAUUGCUGCCGCCUGCAUCUACUUUUCGACGCUACUGUGGGGGGUGGACAAGGGAGCUAAGCGCAUCAGCCAGGCGGCUGGUGUGAGCGAUGUGACGAUCAAAAACUCGUUCAAGGAGCUUCUCAAGCACAAGGACAAGAUCGCCACGCCCGAGAUCCUGUCAAAGAGUCCUCAGAUGGAUAUCUCACGUCUGGAUGUUUGA